AUGAAUUAUACUUCAGUUAAUAAAAUAAGAUUAUGGGUUCUUAUAGUAUUUCUCAUCUUAUAUAAUAUUAAAUGUAUAUGCGAAAAUAUAAGUGACUUAAAAAAAAGACUAUGCUUUAAUAAUUUUUCGAAUUCGAAAAAAAAAAUAAAAAAAAAAUGGCUAGCCAAAAAAAAAAAAAAUUAUUUGACCAUAUGGAAAAACAAAACAUAUACCACAAAAAGGAGAAAUGGUUAUGGAAAGAUUGAGUACAAAAGAGAGGAGAAUAAGAAGGAUGAUUAUAAUUUUAUGAAUACUUCUUUAUAUUUAAAUUAUAUUUCAAAUGUGAAGAAUUUUUUAUUUAAUAAAAAUAAUAAUAAAAAAAAUAAAAUAUAUUAUCAUAAGUGUAAAAAGUCUAAUAUUAUUGAGGCAAAAAUAAAUGAUAAUGAUACUUUGCUCUCUGAUGAAGAGUUCAGGAAUGACGUGGACAGAAAUGACAAGGAAUAUUAUAAUAUUAAAAAAGAAUAUUCUGAAAAUGUGUGUAAUCAGAAUAGAAUAAAUGAUUUAUCAAAUUGUUCUGUAUCAUCAAAUAAUAAUAUUUUAAAUGAAUGUUCUAGUGAAGUAAAAAAAGAAAUGAAUUAUCCAUUACAUAAUGAAUUGUACGAUAAUUUAAAUGAUAAUACGAUUGGACAUUUAAAAUCUGAAAAAUGCAAAGAAAAAUAUAUUCGUAAUUUCUGCAUCUUGGCACAUAUCGAUAGUGGUAAAUCUACAUUAGCUGAUCGAUUUUUAGAACUUACAAAUACAAUUAAAAAAAAAAGGAUGCAAGAACAAUUUUUAGAUAUGAUGUGUUUAGAAAGAGAAAAGGGUAUAACAAUAAAAUUGAAAGCUGUAAGAAUGCAUUAUAAUAAUUAUGUAUUUAAUUUGAUUGACACUCCUGGACAUUUCGAUUUUUAUCAUGAAGUAAAAAGAUCGUUAAAUGUGUGUGAAGGCGCAAUCCUUUUAAUUGAUGGAGGUAAAGGUAUACAAUCACAAACCUUAAAUAUAUUUUUUGAAUUAAAAAAACAUGAUAUAAAAAUAAUACCCGUUAUUAAUAAAAUAGAUUUAAGUACAUGUUUAUAUGAUAAAAUAAAAGAUGAUUUGAUUAAUAAAUUUAAUUUUAAAGAAAACGAAAUUUUGAAAAUUUCAGCAAAAUAUGGUAAGAAUGUAAAAAUGUUAUUUCAAAGAAUUAUUAGUGAUAUCCCCCCACCAAUAAAUACCAUCAAUAGCUUUUUUAGAGGUGUUGUUUUUGAUUCUUUUUUUGAUCAAUAUAAAGGGGUCGUAUUAAUUAUUAAAGUUCUUAAUGGAGAAUUAAGAAAAAAAACAGAAAUCUUUUUUAUUAACAGUGCAAAGAGUUAUAUUAUACAAGAAGUUGGAUAUCUAGUCCCGGAGAUGAAGCCUACGGAUGUUAUAUCUCAAGGGGAUAUAGCAUAUGUAUGUUCAAAUAUAAGAAAUUGUGAUGAUAUUCAAAUAAGUGAAACUAUAGUAAAUAAAGAUAUUAUUAAGAAAAAUAAUCAUAAUGAGUUUGUUAUCAAUUUUAAAAAGAUAAACCUUGGAAGGGACAAAAAUAUUAUGCAGCGUUUAAGUGAUGAGGGUAAACAAUAUUUGACCCAUCACAAUAAAGGGGAAAUAAAAGGUGAUGAAAAUGGACAAGUAAAAUGUGAUGAAAAUGGACAAGUAAAAUGUGAUGAAAAUGGACAAGUAAAAUGUGAUGAAAAUGGACAAGUAAAAUGUGAUGAAAAUGGACAAGUAAAAUGUGAUGAAAAUGGACAAGUAAAAUGUGAUGAAAAUGGACAAGUAAAAUGUGAUGAAAAUGGACAAGUAAAAUGUGAUGAAAAUGGACAAGUAAAAUGUGAUGAAAAUGGACAAGUAAAAUGUGAUGAAAAUGGACAAGUAAAAUGUGAUGAAAAUGGACAAGUAAAAUGUGAUGAAAAUGGACAAGUAAAAUGUGAUAAAAAUAAAGGAGAGAUAAAAUCAUUUCAAUAUAAUGAAGUAAAAGUUGAUGAAAGAUAUGAACGAAAUAAAGAAGAAAUAAUAUAUGAUCAUGAACAUAAAAAGGAAGGAAUAUUUAAUAUUCAUAAAAAUGAUGACCUUAUAAAGGAAAAUAUAAAAGAAAAAGAAAACUUUUCUUGUAGUAUCCAAGGAAAUGAUAAUGCCAUUCCCAUUUUGAAAAAAACUGAUAUUAAUAUAAAAAGCAUUGCUGCUAACAAAAUAGAAGCAUCGUAUCCAUCUGUUUAUUGUAACAUUUAUUGUGUGAAUGAUAAGAAGUCCAAUGAAUUAGAAAUGUCAUUAAAUAAAUUAAAAUUAAAUGAUAGUUCUUUUUCUUUUAAAAAAUAUAUAUGUGAAACAUUAGGUAAAGGUUUUAAGUGCGGAUUUAAUGGUUUAUUACAUUUAAAUAUAAUUCAAGAAAGAAUAAAAAGAGAAUAUAAUAUUGACACUAUCGUAACAGCACCAUCUGUUAAUUAUUUAAUAAGAGUAAAAGAAAAAUAUAUGGAUAAAAGAUUAAAAGAAAAAUUACUUGAAAAGAAUUUUGAUAUACAAAAUAUGCAUAUUGAACAAAUGGAUAAAACCUCCUCUGAUGAUUGUUUCUUUUUUAUGACAAGUAAUGUUAAUGAUAUUCCAACAAAAAAUGUAGUACAUUCUAUUUAUGAACCAUAUGUUAAAACUAAUAUUAUAACACCAGAAAUUUAUCAGAAAUAUAUAAUGAAUGAAUGCUUUAAAAGAAGAGGCAUCUUUAUUAAAAAAGAAAUUAUGAAUGAUCAAAUUAUUUUUUUAUUUGAAAUGCCUUUAUCAGAAAUACUUAUUAAUUUUCUAGAUCAAAUAAAAUCAUCUACUAAAGGAUAUGGAUCUAUGAGUUAUGAAAAUAUUAUUAUUUAUAAACCUAGUGAAUUAUAUAAAAUUCAUAUAUAUAUAAAUAAAAAGAAAAUAGACUCUUUAUCUUUUUUAGCACAUAAACGAAAUUAUGAGGACAAAUCAAGAAAACUUGUAUCCAAAUUAAAAACUUUAAUUAAUCCUCAUCAAUUCCUUAUUAUCAUACAAGCAGCAUUAGAAUCCAAAAUUUUUGUUUCUGAAAAAAUUAAACCUCUCAAAAAAAAUGUAACAGCCAAAUGUUACGGUGGAGAUAUUACAAGAAGAAGAAAAUUGAUUGAAAAGCAAAAUGAAGGAAAGAAGAAGAUGUUUGAAAUUGGAAAGGUCAAAUUACCUCCUAAUAUUUUUACUAAGCUCUUUGACAUAAAGAGUGAAUAA
Messenger RNA from Plasmodium falciparum 3D7, 3258 nucleotides. RefSeq names its product putative GTP-binding protein. The record is from RefSeq and is a predicted model, not a curated record. NCBI's taxonomy places the organism in Eukaryota, Apicomplexa, Aconoidasida, Haemosporida, Plasmodiidae.